Petromyzon marinus (sea lamprey) is the source of this 4353-nucleotide messenger RNA. Lineage: Eukaryota; Metazoa; Chordata; Hyperoartia; Petromyzontiformes; Petromyzontidae. The record is from RefSeq and is a predicted model, not a curated record.
CGCUUCGCUUCCGUGCGGACGGGGUCAGAGCGAGGCAGCAUGGCGGAGCGCUCGGAGCCUCCCGCGAAGCGGCCGUGCUGUCGGCCCUUCCCGGCGCCUCUCUCACCGCGCAGGACCGCGGCGGCGGGCGCCGGCCACAGUCCCGAGUCGCUGCUGGACCUGAGCGCCAAGCGGGUGGCCGAGAAGUGGCCGUUCCAGCGCGUCGAGGAGCGCUUCACGCACAUUCCCGAGCCCGUGCAGAGGCGGAUCGUGUUCUGGUCGUUCCCUCGCAGCGAGCGCGAGGUGUGCAUGUACUCGUCGCUUGAGUGCUCGGCCGAGGACGGCGAGGAGGAGAGCAAGCUGCCCUUCAAUCGCGGCGUGCGGCUCCUCGAAGGCGGAUGCGUGGAUAACGUGCUGCAAGUCGGCUUCCACCUGAGCGGCACGGUGACGGAACCGGCGUCGCAGUCGGAGCCGGAGCGCGUUUACAGCGUCGCCAUCAGCUUCGACCGCUGCAAGAUCACGUCUGUGUGCUGCGGCUGCGGCGAGCGCGACAUCGUCUACUGCGCCCACGUCGCCGCGCUCUCGCUCUACCGCAUCCGGCGCGCCGAGCGCGUCCGCCUGCGCCUGCCCAUCUCGGAGACGCUGUCGCAGCUGAGCCGCGACCAGCUCCAGAAGCUUUGCCAGUACCUGAUAGCGGCGCACCACACCGAGGUGCUGCCCACAGCGCAGAGGCUCGCCGACGAGAUCCUCUCGGCUGACUCCGAGAUCAACCAGCUGCACGGCGCUCCGGACCCCACGGCGGGCGCGAGCGUGGACGACGUGAACUGCUGGCACCUGGACGAGGAGCAGGUGCAGGAGCAGGUGAAGCAGUUCCUGUCACAGGGCGGUUACUACGGCUCCGGCAAGCAGCUCAACUCCAUGUUCGCCAAGGUGCGGGAGAUGCUGAAGAUGCGGGACUCGAACGGGGCGAGAAUGCUGACGCUCAUCACGGAGCAGUUCAUGGCCGACCCGCGGCUGGGGCUGUGGCGGCAGCAGGGGACGACCAUGACGGACAAGUGCCGGCAACUGUGGGACGAGCUUGGCGCCCUGUGGACGUGCGUGGUGCUGAACCCGCACUGCCGCCUGCAGGAGAAGUCCGGUUGGCUGCGGCUGUUGCGGCGUUGGCACGAGGUGGAUGUGUGUCCCCUGGAGGACGGUAGCGGCGUCGGCGACCUGCCCAGCGUGUCGCCCUCGCACCACAGCCGAGACCCCUUGUCCAGGGGCCGGAGGACAGUGUUCUCGCGAGCGGUGGACGCGUGCGGCCUGCACUGGCAGGACGGCCACCUCCAGCGCAUCCUGGGCAACCCCGGUUACCACGGCAACUGUCGCCACGCCGACGACCCCCUCUUUGACCCCCGAGGACGACCCCUGUGGAACGAGCACGUGCCCACGGCGUGUGCCCGCGUGGACGCGCUGCGCUCGCACGGCUACCCCAAGGAGGCGCUGCGUCUCGCCGUCGCCAUCGUCAGCACGCUGCGCUUGCAGCAGCAGCGCCAGCACAAGCUGUACAGGCGGCAGGAGAAAGAGAUCCUGCAGAAGGGCACGACGUCCGUGACGAGCGUGGAGGGGUGGGUGGGACAUCCCCUCGAUCCCAUCGGCUGCCUCUUCACCACGCUCACCGAGGGAGCCGUCGGCUCGUCGCACAGCAGCGCGUCCAAGACGAGCGACCCCCUGGGUGGGGACCCCAAGGGGAUCGACGGCCUGCACGGCGGGGACCCCUCGGAGCCUGCGUGCCCCUGGGAGGGGGUGAGCGGAUUCUUCGGCCCCCCACCGCCCUCCUCGGGCCCGUCCCUGCCGCUGUCGGCCGCCGCGGCCGCGGGCUCGGACGCGUGGCCCUGGUGGGAGGGCGUGGGCGGCGUGUCGCCCGACUCGUGCCUCGCACUGGCCGUCGAGGUGGCCCUGCUCGGCCUCGGCCAGCAGAGGACGAUGCCCGAGGGCCUCUACGCCCAGGAGAAGGUGGGGCGGCAGGAGGAGCAGCUGCUGGCUCGACUGGGCGACCUGCAGCUCACGCCGGCGCUCAUCGGCGUGCUUCGCCGCCAGGCCACGCUGCUGCUGCAGGGCGGGCCGUACAGCGGGCUGGGCGAGGUGGUGCACCGCGAGAGCGUGCCCAUGCACACCUUCGCCAAGUUCCUCUUCACCGCGCUGCUGCCGCACGACUCGGAGCUCACCUACCGCGUCGCCCUGCGCGCCAUGCGGCUGCCGGUGCUGGAGUCAUCGGCGGGCCCCGGCGAGGCGUCUCACCCGUACCACAUCCCUUCGGUGGUGCCCAACCGCUACCCGCGCUGGUUCACGCUGGCGCACAUUGAGUCGCAGCAGUGCGAGCUCGCCUCCACCAUGCUCACCGCCGCCAAGGGGGACGUGAUAAGACUGCGAGCCGUGCUGGACUCCAUACAGAAGCACAUCCACUCGUCGUCCCACCUCUUCAAGCUGGCUCAGGACGCGUUCAAGAUCGGAACUCCGGCCGACGGGCUGCCUGACAUCACGCUGCUCAACGUGGCACUCGAACUGGGCCUACAGGUGAUGCGGAUGACGCUGUCCACGCUGAACUGGCGCCGGAGGGAGAUGGUGCGAUGGCUCGUCACUUGCGCCACGGAAGUCGGCGUGUGCGCGCUGGUGAGCAUCAUGCAGAGCUGGUACACCCUCUUCACCCCGACGGAGGCCACCAGCCUGGUGGCCACCAGCGUGCUCUCGCCGCCCACGGCGCUGCGCCUCAGCCUGGACUAUGGUCAGCGCGAGGAGCUGGCGCAGUGCGCCCGCACGCUGGCGCUGCAGUGCGCCAUGAAGGACCCGCAGAGUUGCGCGCUCUCCGCGCUGACGCUGUGCGAGAAGGACCCCGUCGCCUUCGAGACCGCCUACCAGAUCGUCCUCGACGCCGCCAGCGCCGGCUCCGUGGGCGGCGGCGGCGGCGGCAUCGGCAUCGGCGUGGGGAUUGGCGGCGGCGCCGGCGGCGGCGGCGGCGGCGGCGGCGGCUCCGGCAUGGGCCACGCGCAGCUCUUCACGGUGGCACGCUACAUGGAGCAUCGCGGGUACCCGCUGCGCGCCUACAAGCUCGCCAGCCUCGCCAUGGCGCAGCUGAGCCUGGCGUACAACCAGGACACGCACCCGGCCAUCAACGACGUGCUGUGGGCCUGCGCGCUCAGCCACUCGCUGGGCAAGCAGGAGCUCGCCGCCAUGAUCCCGCUCGUGGUCAAGGGCGUGCAGUGCGCCACCGUGCUGUCCGACAUCCUGCGCCGCUGCGCCGCCAGCCUCCCGGGCUUGCCCUCGCCGGGGGGGGCUCGGCGGUCGGUGGCGGCCGCGGCGGCGGCGGACAAGGGCGGCCCGCUGCGGCAGCUGCUGGACGCGACGCUGGCGGCGUACGUGAGCACGGCGCACUCGCGGCUCACGCACAUCUCGCCGCGCCACUACGGGGAGUUCGUCGAGUUCCUGGGCAAGGCGCGGGAGGCGUUCCUGCUGGCGCCCGACGGCCACGCGCAGUUCGCGCAGUUCCUCGACGGCCUCAAACAGACGUACAAGGGCAAGAAGAAGCUCAUGCUGCUGGUGCGCGAGCGCUUCGGCUGACGCCGGCGUUUGGCGGCGAUCGGCGGCAGCCGGGUUCCUUCCUUGACCCCUCGGCCCCCCCCCCCUCCGCCGUGUCGGAGCGGCCAGGGGGCGACGGCCGUGCUGCGAGGAUGAGGAGGAGGAGGAGGGCGAUGAUCGUGCGUGUGGGACGACCUGAAGACUCACUGUUUACAUGUACAGAUCAAUGAUGACGCACCGGUGAUGGUGUUUGGCGGAGCAACUCUGAAGCCUAUACAUAUAUAUAAAUGUUAUAUAUACCCCCACACGUAGCUUGCACGCUCCGGUAAAGUAUUUUUUACUUUUGGUUCAUGUUUUUUGUUGUUGUUGGUUGCCGAUCUCUCCCGGGACGCGGCGAAGCAAACUUGACGGCGCCAAUGCCGGCGCCAAAGCGGCGCCGCCGUCGACGCCGCUGUAACGACGGUCCACCGCCGUUGCCUCUUCUUGGUUUUUGUUUUGUCCACGUUUUUGUUUUUGUUCUUCCUCCCCUCUGGCACUGAAAUCACGUUUAAUGCUGACACGGGGCCCAGGCGACAUUCCUGAUUUCCGAGCGCAAGUCCGGACCCCUCCGAUGAUGAUGAUGAUGACGACGACGAUGGCAAUGACGGGGGCGGUGGACGCCGAUCUCCGUACCACCGCUCGCUCGUUUGGCUCGCUCGCCCGCCCGCCCGCCCGCUCAACGUGCGCGAGGAUUUGGAGCAAACAGCGUGGCCCUAACCGGACCAGGCCUCUUGGCGUAUAAAUCGCGAGGCAGCGGAAUCGUUUUAAAAAAAAAAAAAA